AUGUCAGUCGACUCGCAGACCUGGGAGGGUGUCCCCCUCAGUCAACUAUUCCCUGAGGAAAAGCUCGGAUGGACGGGUUAUAUCGAGUGGGAGGACAAGCCUGACAGGAAAAAGAUCGCACAGGCUAUCCUUAAAACAAAGAAAUUCACCCCAAGCCCCGAGUUCCAGUUGGAGCCACUCCCAAAGACGAAUCCCAUUCUCAUCGGCUACCGCUGGAAGGAGUACCAUGAGGCCCUUGGUCUCAGGAGUAUUGUCGACUUUAGCUGGGAGACCGUUCAGAAAGAGAAGCCUGGCAUGAUCCACGUCCUCGAUUUUCCUUACAACGGUGAGACCCCUCGCGCGGCCCUGCUUGAGGGAAAACUCACGGACAACAUGUACCACUUCGUCCGGAACCACGGAGGAGUUCCCGACAUCGAUGAAGAUGCAUUUGAACUAGAGAUUGGUGGGCUCGUUAACCAGCCCAUCAAACUUUCCAUGAAGGACCUAAAGGAUCCGAACAAAUUCCCACAAAUCACCGCUACUGUAACCCUCCAGUGCAGUGGUACACGUCGUAUUGAGCAGAUUCAGGAAUAUCCCGGAGAGGGUGACGAGCUAAUUCAAGCACCUUGGGGUGAAGGCGCCAUCGGGACGGCGGUAUAUCGCGGUGUGCCGCUGAAGACGGUGCUCAAGAGAGCCUGUGGCGGGCUCCUACCCGAAGCAAAGCAUGUCGAGCUCAUCGGUGCCGACACCUAUUUCAAAAAGGGAAAUGUGUACAAUUACGCUGUCUCUGUGCCGACGCGCAAGAUGCGCAUGAAAGAAGAGGUAAUCCUCGCGUGGGAGAUGAAUGGCGAGCCCCUACCCAAGAUCCACGGCUUCCCCCUGCGUGCAGUCGUCACAGGCAUCAUCGGCGCGCGUAGCACGAAAUGGCUCUACAAGAUCAACGCGCUCGAGGAGCCGAGUUUGGGUCCGGUGCAGGCGCAGGAGUAUAUUUACUUCACGAGCCAGAUCGGUAAGCAAAAUGCGAAAUACUCGAAUGGGUUCUCCAUUCAGAACAUGCCCGUCUCGAGUGCCAUCAUCUUCCCACAAGAUAAAGAGGUCAUUAUUCAUGACGGUUCAAUUGAGCUCCGCGGUUGGGCAUAUAGCGGUGGCGGGAACUGGCCCGAACGUGUCGAGGUAUCCCCAGACGGCGGACAUGUCUGGUAUGCCGUGGACCAGGACAACAUGACUGAGAAGCACUAUCACGCAUGGCGUCUCUGGAAGAUCAGCGUGCCCGUUGACGCCGAGGGGUGGAUCGAGGUCUGCGUCCGUACUUGGGACUCGUCCUGCAACACCGAGCCGACGUUCGUGCGCUCCGCGUGGAAUUGGGACCUGCACGUCACAUCCUCCGCGCAUCGCAUCAAACUUUACAGCGUCAACACGACGCGCCCUGCCACGGCGCAACGCCUUGCCGCCUUCGCGGCGCACGGCCAGUCGUUCACACCGAUCACGGGGCCAACCAAGUGGACCGUCGAGAGCACGGAGGAUUUCCUCGCCGAGAUGCGCAGGCACCCUCGCGAUCCCGACAACUGA
Messenger RNA from Fibroporia radiculosa, 1548 nucleotides. RefSeq lists its product as uncharacterized. Bases 1 to 1548 code for a protein of 515 amino acids. Lineage: Eukaryota; Fungi; Basidiomycota; Agaricomycetes; Polyporales; Fibroporiaceae. Gene Ontology annotation, cellular component: mitochondrion. The transcript has 13 exons. Gene Ontology annotation, molecular function: oxidoreductase activity; molybdenum ion binding. The record is from RefSeq and is a predicted model, not a curated record.